AUAAUCCGUGUUCAGAGAGGAGUUUCAGCAGAAAACAGUUGGCAGAUUGUGAGGCGAUACAGUGACUUUGACUUGCUUAAUAACAGCUUGCAGAUCUCAACUCUAAGUCUACCUCUUCCUCCAAAAAAAUUGAUUGGAAAUAUGGAGCGUGAAUUCAUAGCUGAAAGACAGAAGGGACUCCAGGCCUAUCUUGAUGUAAUUACUACCCAUCACAUACUGUCUAACUGUGAACUGGUAAAAAAAUUCUUGGACCCAAACAGCUAUUCUGUAAACUACACUGAAAUUGCCUUACAGCAUGUUUCAAUGUUCUCCCGAUCAGAGCCAAAGUGGGAAGUGGUAGAACCAUUAAAAGAUAUAGGUUGGCGAAUACGUAAGAAAUAUUUCUUAAUGAAGAUUAAGAAUCAACCAAAGGAACGGCUAAUGUUAAGCUGGGCUGAUCUUGGCCCUGAUAAAUACUUGUCUGACAAAGACUUGCAGUAUGCUGUGAAACUUCUUUCUUCCUGUUCUCAUCCCUAUAUUUACAAAAUCACUUUUGCCACUGCCAAUGAAUCUUCAGCGCUGGUUGUUAGACCAUUCAGUGAAAAAGGCACGCUAAAGGACCUUAUUUAUAAGGCAAAGCCAAAAGACCCGUUCCUGAAGAAGUAUUGCAAUCCCAAAAAAAUUCAAGGUCUUGAACUUCAGCAAAUAAAAACAUAUGGAAGGCAAAUAUUAGAGGUAUUAAAAUUCUUGCAUGAGAAAGGAUUUCCUUAUGGCCAUCUUCACUCUGCCAAUGUGAUGCUGGAUGGGGACACCUGCAAGUUACUGGAUCUGGAAAAUUCCUUGUUGGGCCUUCCAUCAUUUUAUCGAUCAUACUUUUCACAGUUUCGGAAAAUUAAUACUUUAGAAGGUGUUGACGUACAUUGCUUUGGACACUUAUUGUAUGAAAUGACAUACGGAAGACCCCCAGAUACGAUUCCAGUAGACAGCUUCCCUCCUGCACCAUCAGUGUUUGUUGUGUCUGUGUUGGAAUCCAUUCUGACCUGUGAAGCUAUGAAGAAUGGCAUGCCAACUGUUUCACGGCUCUUACAGAUGCCAUUAUUCAGUGACGUCCUGCUAACAAACUCCGAGAAACCACAGUUUAAGAUUCCUACUAAGCUAAAAGAGGCAUUGAAAACCUCCAAGGAAUGCAUAGAAAAACGGUUAACAGAAGAACAGAAAUUGAUUCACCAGCACAGACGGCUGACAAGAGCUCAAUCUCAUCAUGGCUCUGAAGAAGAAAAAAAGAAAAGGAAGAUCUUAGCACGAAAAAAGUCAAAACGCUCUGCCUAUGAAAGUGGGGAAGAACACUCAGCAAAAUACAGCAACUCAAAUAACUCAGGCUCUGGGGCGAGUUCCCCAUUAACAUCUCCAUCAUCCCCCACUCCGCCCUCUACAGCAGGACCAUCGUCGAUACCCCCAGCACCGCCACCGCCGCCCCUGCCACCAGCAGCUCCUCCUCUGAGUGCAGAGGUGCCAACGCAGCCAAGCCCGCAGCCCGACGUCAGUGCAAGCCGAGGAGCCUUACUCAGCUCCAUUCAAAACUUUCAGAAAGGAACUCUGAAGAAAACACAGACCUGUGACUACAGUGCUCCCAGGAUCAGCUGA
Molecule: messenger RNA, 1623 nt
Organism: Pelecanus crispus (Dalmatian pelican)
Lineage: Eukaryota; Metazoa; Chordata; Aves; Pelecaniformes; Pelecanidae
Source: RefSeq, a predicted model, not a curated record